GAGCUAGUAAGAUUUCCAUGUAUUGAAUGACAAAUGAAUACAGAUAGUCAUACAAAGAAAAAAAGAAAGUGGUCGGCUAUGAUUAGGUUAUAGACUUCUUUUAUUGGCGUCUUCCUAAUUAAUUAAUUUCAAAACCCAUUUCUACCCCCACAUCUUUCUCAAUAAAUUGCUUCCAUCUUAAGCUUUUGAGAGACAGUUUAAGCUAAUGCUAACCAACUCGGGAUAAAGCAAAAGCUUCAAUUAACAUAUGGCUUUCAAAAAGAUCACAUUGAAAAACUUUCUACCAGGGUGUUUCAAGUCCAAGAACCCACCCUCAGAGCCAAAAAAUCUACCUUCAAAACAAACUUCUUUCCAAAGGAUAUCACUUUCUGAUUUGAGUAACUCUUCCUUCUCAGUCUCUGUGAUGAGUGAUAUAUCAAACUCUUUUGUGGGAUCAAAUAUUCAUGUUUUCACUCUUAAGGAGCUCAAAGUUAUUACACAAGACUACUCAAGGAUUAACUUUCUUGGUGAAGGUGGAUUUGGACCUGUGUAUAAGGGGUUCAUUGAUGACAAACUUAGGCCUGGAUUGGAAGCUCAACCUGUUGCUGUCAAGGUAUUGGAUUUGGAAGGCAAACAAGGCCACAGGGAAUGGCUGGCUGAAGUGAUAUAUCUCGGGCAAUUAAGGCACUCCCAUCUUGUGAACCUGAUCGGAUACUGCUGUGAGGAAGAGCACCGGCUACUUGUAUAUGAAUACAUGGAGCUUGGCAACUUGGAUAACAAACUAUUUAGAAGUUAUUGUGCAACCUUGCCUUGGUUAACAAGAAUAAAAAUUGCAAUUGGAGCUGCAAAAGGCCUGGCUUUUCUCCACGAAGAAGAAAAGCCGGUCAUAUAUAGAGAUUUCAAAGCUUCAAACAUCUUAUUAGACACUGAGUACACUGCUAAGCUUUCUGAUUUUGGGCUUGCAACUGAUGGACCAGAAGGGGAUGAGACACAUAUCACAACUCGUGUCAUGGGCACACAUGGCUAUGCAGCUCCUGAAUACGUUAUGACAGGUCAUUUGACGACUAUGAGCGAUGUGUUUAGCUUCGGAGUAGUCCUUUUAGAGCUAAUAACGGGUAGGCGAUCUGUGGACAAGAACCGGCCAAGUAGAGAGCAAAAUUUGGUAGAAUGGGCAAGACCUCUUUUGAAGGACCCCCAUAAACUUGAGAGAAUAAUGGACCCAAGGCUUGAAGGCCAGUACUCAACUGAAGGGGCUAGAAAAGCAGCCUUAUUGGCUUACCAAUGCCUAAGCCAGCACCCCAAGUCAAGACCAACAAUGAGGAAUGUGGUCAAGACCUUGGAGCCUCUCUUGGACUUGAAGGAUAUUCCAAUUGGACCAUUUGUGUACAUUGUACCAAGUGAUGAAAGCCUAAACAACGAAAGUUGUGUGCUAAUUAGCAAUGGAAAAGGAGGAAAUGAAUGUGACAUGGCAAAAAAUGGGAACAAAGAUGAGCAACGAAAGGAAGAGGAAAAGAAAGAGAAGACUUGUCGCCGCUACCGCAAAAGUCACAGGCAUAGACAUAGAAUUAGAUCAUUGAGGUCUCAAGCUGUCUAUUCUGAUACUGCUUUGUAUAAAACUCUUGGGACUAGUUUGUACACUUCUAGACAAGAACAAUUGGGCUUAGUGGCAUAGUUAGAACAACUUAGCAUCAUACUAUACACAAGAAAAAUGAAAAAAAAAAAAAAAAAAAAAAACACUCUUCAAGUAUAGAAGACAUUUUAAUUGUAAAUCAGGGAUAUUUUUUCAUUUGGGUAUUAUGGGGCCUUUGGAUUUAGCUAUAAAUUAAGAUGAAAUAUCAAAUAUUUGUAAUC
Molecule: messenger RNA, 1830 nt
Organism: Quercus lobata
Lineage: Eukaryota; Viridiplantae; Streptophyta; Magnoliopsida; Fagales; Fagaceae
Product: putative receptor-like protein kinase At1g72540
Exons: 5
Coding region: 248-1651 (467 amino acids)
Biological process (GO): protein phosphorylation
Molecular function (GO): ATP binding; protein kinase activity
Source: RefSeq, a predicted model, not a curated record